AUGGCUGCGGAGGUGCCUCGGUCCCGGGCUGUUCCGGGGCCCGGGCGGCGGCUGCUCCUCCUCCUCCUCGCGGCGCUCACCUUGCCGCUGGCCCAGACCCAGGGAGACGAGUUCCGGCCGGGCCAGUGGGGGGCGGCGGCGGCGGCAGGGGGCGGGGCGGCGGCCGCUGCGCAGGGACGCAGAUACCUCCUGUAUGAUGUCAACCCUCCGGAGGGCUUCAACUUGCGGCGGGAUGUGUACAUCCGGGUGGCGUCUCUGCUGAAGACCCUGCUGCGCACAGAGCCGUGGGUGCUGGUGCUGCCCCCCUGGGGCCGCCUCUACCACUGGCAGAGCCCGGACAUCCGCCAGGUGCGCAUCCCCUGGGCAGACUUCUUCGACCUCCCGAGCCUGGGCAAGAACAUCCCCGUCCUCGAGUACGAACAGUUCAUGGCAGAGUCCGGCGGCCCCUUCAUCGAGCAGGUGUACGUCCUCCAGGGCUACGCGGAAGGAUGGAAGGAGGGCACCUGGGAGGAGAAGGUGGACGAGCGGCCGUGCAUCGAUCAGCUCCUGUACUCGCGGGACAAACAUGACUACUACCGGGGCUGGUUCUGGGGCUAUGAAGAAACAAGGGGCCUCCGGGUGUCCUGCCUGUCCGUGCAAGGCUCUGCCUCCGUCAUCGCCCCCGUGCUGUUGAAGAACACGUCAGCCCGAUCCGUGAUGUUGGACCGAGCGGAGAACCUGCUGCACGACCACUACGGAGGGAAAGAGUACUGGGACACCCGUCGGAGCAUGGUGUUUGCCAGGCACCUUCGUGCCGUGGGAGACGACUUUAGAAGCAAGUACUUGAACUCCACCAACGAGGCAGACGGGAUACCUUUCACCGAAGACUGGACCCAAAUGCAGGUCAAGCUGGGCACCUCCCGGGGGGGCCCUUACCUGGGCGUCCACCUCAGGAGGAAGGAUUUUAUCUGGGGUCACAGAGAAGAUGUGCCCAGCCUACAGGGAGCAGUGAAGACCAUCCGGAGCCUCAUGGAGACCCACAAGCUGGCCAGGGUCUUUGUAGCGACGGACGCGGUUAGAAAAGAGGCCGAGGAGCUCAAGCGGCUGCUUCCUGAAAUGGUGAGAUUCGAGCCUACCUGGGAGGAGUUGGAGCUCUAUAAAGAUGGUGGUGUGGCCAUCAUUGACCAGUGGAUCUGUACCCAUGCCCGAGUCUUCAUUGGCACCUCCGUGUCCACGUUCUCCUUUCGGAUUCACGAGGAAAGAGAAAUUCUGGGCCUGGACCCGAAAACGACUUACAACAGGUUUUGUGGGGACCAAGAACGACAGUGUGAGCAGCCGACCCACUGGAAGAUUGCCUACUGAGGGGGCGCUGCCCGGCCCCUCACAGCACCCCCUGCCUGUGCCCUGGACGCUCGCUGGGCCAGCUGGUGGCAUGGAGUGGCCAAGAGGCCCCAUGUGGAACAGUUCUACCAAAGAAAAUGGCCUCCAGCCCACAAGCCUGGGCCAGAGGGGCCGGCCCGGAGGCCCGAGGGACGAAUCAUCCAUUCUCAGCCACCCCCACCCACGAUGGACGGACGCUUUAAAGAUCGCCUCCUGGGUGGGGCUCUUGGGAGGGGGUCUGAGGGCAGAGCAAACCAGGGGAGCCCCAGCUCGCUUCUCUGACACUCUCCUCCGCCCUUCCUGACCCGGACGCAGAGGAGGAGCUGCCCCUUGGCGGCCUGGUCAAGGCCCAGACGGGAGCUUGGAGGCACCCAAGCCCACGGCAGACGGCUUAGCACAACAGGGCGAGGCUGGCUUUGUCCCUCAGCCCAUUGGCGCUCUCCGCCGUGCCCGGGCCUAUGCCCAGUGCCCGCACAGUAUUUAUUGUUUUCCACACGUGAAGUCAAGUAUUAGGAGGGGAGCAGAGUUUCCAGGAAGCUCGCGGCCUGCCGGGGGGCUGCUUCCUCCUUUCUAGCCUUGGACCUAUGCAGUAGAUCAUGGAAGCCAUCCGUGUGCCUCCUCUUUCUGAGGAAAAUAAAAUGCUUUGUAGUA
Messenger RNA from Gracilinanus agilis (Agile Gracile Mouse Opossum), 2010 nucleotides. It is a transcript of the gene POFUT2, whose product is annotated as protein O-fucosyltransferase 2. Gene Ontology annotation, molecular function: peptide-O-fucosyltransferase activity. The coding region runs from base 1 to 1341 and encodes 446 amino acids. The transcript has 10 exons. NCBI's taxonomy places the organism in Eukaryota, Metazoa, Chordata, Mammalia, Didelphimorphia, Didelphidae. Gene Ontology annotation, biological process: protein O-linked glycosylation via fucose. The record is from RefSeq and is a predicted model, not a curated record.